Messenger RNA from Varanus komodoensis (Komodo dragon), 8385 nucleotides. RefSeq names its product DENN domain containing 1B (gene DENND1B). Gene Ontology annotation, molecular function: phosphatidylinositol phosphate binding; guanyl-nucleotide exchange factor activity. Bases 123 to 2423 code for a protein of 766 amino acids. The record is from RefSeq and is a predicted model, not a curated record. Gene Ontology annotation, biological process: endocytic recycling; endocytosis. NCBI's taxonomy places the organism in Eukaryota, Metazoa, Chordata, Lepidosauria, Squamata, Varanidae. The transcript is spliced from 22 exons. Gene Ontology annotation, cellular component: cytosol; nuclear speck; intracellular membrane-bounded organelle.
CCGGCGCGCCCCUCCUGGCCCGCUCGCCCUGCCGAGCCGGCUCCCACGCGCCCUCCGGGGGUGCCGCCGCCGCCGCCAGCGCCGCCGCCCGGGCUGCCCCCUCCGCGGCCCGCGAUGCGACCAUGGACUGCAGGAUCAAAGAAAAUCCAGAGAGUACCUUUGAUGUUGUGCUACAGGUAAAAUGUCAAACUUCUGAAAAUGAAGAUCCUGUGGUUUUGUGGAAGUUCCCGGAGGACUUUGGAGACCAGGAAGUACUCAAGAGCAUACCUAAAUUCUGCUUUCCUUUUGACAUUGCAAGGGUAACCCAGGUUGGGCAGCACUUUACCUUUGUGCUUACUGACAUCGAAAGCAAACAAAGAUUUGGAUUUUGCCGGUUAACAUCAGGAGGCAAAGUAUGCCUAUGCAUUCUAAGCUACUUACCAUGGUUCGAGGUGUACUACAAACUUUUAAAUACACUGGCAGAUUAUUUGGCUAAAGAACAGGAAGAAGACUUGAAUGAUUUGCUGGAAAACUGGUAUAGCCAUCCUGUACCUGAGGCAAACACUCCUAUCAGCUUAAAUUUGCAUUCAUAUUUCAUAACUCCCGAUAUAACUGGAUUGCCAACAGUACCAGAAAGUAGAAAUCUUACUGAAUAUUUUGUUGCUGUGGAUGUGAACAACAUGCUGCAACUUUAUGCCAGUAUGUUGCACGAGAGACGCAUCAUUAUUACCUCAAGCAAACUAAGCACUUUAACAGCAUGUGUCCAUGGGUCAGCUGCAUUGCUAUAUCCAAUGUACUGGCAACAUAUAUACAUCCCAGUGCUUCCUCCACAUCUCCUGGACUACUGCUGUGCACCAAUGCCAUACUUGAUUGGAGUUCACUUCAGUUUAAUGGAGAGAGUGAAAAACAAAUCACUGGAGGAUGUGGUGGUGCUAAAUGUUGACACCAACACUUUGGAGACCCCUUUUAAUGACCUGAGCAAUCUACCAAGUGAAGUGGUCUCGGCCUUGAAAAAUAAACUGAAGAAGCAGUCUACAGCGAGUGGUGAUGGAGUAGCCAGGGCCUUUCUGAAGGCACAGGCAGCAUUGUUUGGCUCCUAUAGAGAUGCACUAAGAUACAAACCUGGAGAGCCAGUCAGUUUCUGUGAAGAAAGUUUUGUCAAGCAUCGUUCCAGCACUACUAAACAAUUUCUGGAAACAGCAGUGAAUCUUCAACUUUUUAAACAGUUUAUUGAAGGUCGGCUUGCAAGGCUGAAUGCAGGGAAGGGGUUCUCUGACAUGUUUGAAGAUGAAAUUUCUGCUGGUGGCUUCAGUGGAGGAAAUUCAAGAUCAUAUCACCAGUGGGUGUGUACAGUAAAGAAAGGAGGAGCAUUGAUCAACACAGCAAUGAACAAAGCAAGCCCAGCUAUGAAAACAGCAUACCGAUAUGCAAAAAAUCAUGCAAAGCAGGGAAUAAAAGAGGUGAAGAGUAAGUUGAAACUCAAGGAAACAGAGGAUGAGUAUGGCCCUUGUAGCUUGGGUAUUGUGCAAUAUACUCCAUUCAGUACGUUGAAUAACACAGCAAGACUGAACACAGAAAAAAGACGACUUGCACAGUCACGGUUUGGGAAUCUUCAUAGUGGAACACGGAAUCGUGACUCUGCCUUGGAUGAAGAUGCUGAAGAUGAAAUAGACAGAGGAAGCAAAUUGUCAUCAGAAGAUAGUGAGGAAACAUCUUAUUGUUUGUAUGACAGUGACGACUCUGGUGAAAUGGCCAAAACUUCUUUUUCCCCUGGAGAAAUGGACUUACUGGGAGAGAUUUUGGACAGUUUGAGUACACACAGUUCUGAUCAAGGGAAGCUUUCUGGAGCCAAGAGCCUGGACUUCUUUCGAUCAAUGGAUGAUAUUGAUUACAAGACAACGAAUAAAUCCAACGCACCAAGUGUAAGCAAUAUUGCUCUGCUUUGCAGCAGUGAGACUUCUGAUCCCACCAGCUGGAAUUUUGGCCAAGACGACAGCAUUCUUUGUGGGAAGCAGCUUCCUCCCUCGCCAAGGAAGCGUGUUAGUUAUAGCAGCCACAGAGACUCUCUCUUUGGGCUAAAGAAGGAUAGUCCCACCAAUGCCUCCAUUUUGGACCAUGUGGGCUUCCCAAAAAUACCUGCACAGUCUCCAGACUCAUCUGAACAAACUAUGCAGCUGUGUUCUCCAGGACCUUUUCAUGUCAAGAAGACUAAAUGGAACGAAACACUAAGCAGGACCUCAGAAGACAAGGUGCCCCAACGCCUGAGCCAAAAUUCAUCCUCACUAGUUCCUUGGGAAAGAGAAACUAGGAAAGGACACGAAAUCCUAGAGGAGGGUGGGCUGCUUCAUGAAGUGGUUUCAUUGUGCAAAAUGACUUCUGCUUUCAACCAUGGUUUAAACAUUUCAGGUGAUAGGCUUUCCAGUAGCAGCGGGCAUGAGGCAUAAAUAUUUUUGAGGGAGAAAUGCACUCGUGCCAGAGACUAAGGGAAGACAACUCAGGAUUCUGCAUCCCAGAAGGAACCAAAAGAUCACAAAGGAAAUGACAAAUCUUCUGUUUAGUUGUGCUUUGCCUUCCUGUGUGCAUUUGCUCCCUUUUAUUUUGAAUGUAUUUCUUCUUGGAUUGCUUGCCACAUCCACCAUAUGGACCUGGAUGGGCCGGGGGUGUGGCCGCCACUCUGUGCUCGCUUCACAUGCUUUCAUGCAAAAGACUUUAGAUUCAAUCCGUGGUAUCUUCAACUAGGGCUCAGAAAGAUCCCUGCUGGAAACCACAGGGAGCAGCUGCCAGUCACUGAGCUAGAAGUUCUGGCUUGGUAUAAGCAGGUUGCCCUGUUCAGCUGAUGCGUUCUAGAUUCAAGGUACUAGUUUAAGUCCAUGUUCAAGCUGCAUCUGGUAUGUGGCAUGUGCUCGUUUUUACUGUUUCCCUUUCCUAUAUGCAUAAAGAACCAUAUCGUCACAGGUGGGAGCUGUCUUUUAUUUUGCUGACCACAAAGUGAACAAAAGUGCAGUAUUUUUUUUCCUGUAGAGGUUAAAUCUUGUUGAUCCAUGAUCUAAUUGCCUUAAAGUUAUAGGAGCAGAUUUACAUAUUCUAAAGGAUAUAUUGCUAAUAUUUGGAAAAGAGAUGCCAUUUUUCAUAGCGCUGAUGUGCUUGAACAAAGGGAAAUGUGGACCAUUUCCAAACUGCGGGAACUCCUGUGACUACUGGCGGUUACUCACACAACCAUGUUUUAUAUAGUAAAUUCAGUUGUCCUGUGAAAACCUGGUUAUACCCUCCACCACAUACUGUCAUCUGUGGGGUAACUGUUUUCACAUAGCCAAGCAAUAUUUAUCAGUGAGAGGUAACCUCUCAUGGUGAAUUUAUUAUCACAUUAAGGGUUUAUCUGAACUUACCUUCAAUAAGUUUUCCUUUUAACCAAGCAGGAAAUCUGGCUCUGUCUUCCAAACCCUGAAAAAUGGUACUGUGGGUUUUUAAAAAAUCUUGUUGAAGUGCUCAAAUACAGUGUGAAGUUUACAACUUUUUAACAGUCUUGCUCACUGUCAACAGUUUCCAUCUUCAAUUUUCUUGAAAGAAAAAAGUUUGAGUGGAACAGAUGAUUUUUACUGGAAUGGAAUCUUCCUGAUUAAUAAUUCUGUAUUAAAAAUAUUCUGCCCUACUGGGUUCAUGCCUAUUUAACCUUUUGGGGUGACUUUUAAAAGUGGUGUAAAAGUAGCUGGAUCAUUGUUAGCCAUUAUACGGUUUCUUUUUUAGACAAAAAUAAGAUCUGCUGCUGAAAAAAAAAUUCUCAUAGUAAGUCUGAAAAUCUUUCCAGUUAUAAGCAAAGGAGUCAAAAGGUGAGCCUUUAAAAAGAUCUGUCCAAUACAGUCUUCCUACCAUCCAUUAACUCAGGUACUAUCCUGUAAUAGGAUGCAGCACAGUGUCAACAUUGUCUUCUGAGAAGUCUACCUUAAGAACAAACCUAUCAUUGUUGUUCCAAGGAUCCUUCAAACCUGUCAAUAAACCAUAUCUUUAGAAGCCAUUGGAAGUGGUUCCCACAUAUUUAUAAAGUUGCUAGUAGACUAAUAGUAGCAUAUAGAAACUUUUUUUCACGUGGAAACCUACCGGAGUAUCCUUUUUUCAGGAACUAUCAGCCCAUAUAUAUGGUCCUUCUUCCUUGUCCGGUGCUACUGUCUCACCAUAUUCCCCACCAUAUUUAGGUAGGGUUGUCCUCUCAUAUUAUAUAAUCGCUGUUGUAUGAAUGAUCUGGAUUGCUUGGUUAAAGAGAGUAAAUCUAGGUGAACAUUUCACAGUCAUGAUUCUGUGGACAAAUACAGAUGAAAUAAAAAGGUUCUCAUUCGAACCUAUGAGGAAGGAAAUUCUAGGUGGAUGGAAGAUUCCCAUUAUUAACCAUAAAGGGAAUCUUCUUUUUUAAAAAUCCACUAAGAGUGGCAACAACCUGCAUGGAUGGUUUAAGAAUCACACCCUAGAAGAAGGUAGCAAGUGAGAUGUGAGGGAGCUAAGAGUUUUCUGGCAAAAGUUGCCAGUUUUACACAACUCACAGUAUCAUUUCAUUGACUUAAGAAUUCCCUCUAAUGUCUGAUCUCAUUUGUAUGUAAUUCUUACAGUAGCUUGAGUAAUUUUGUGUCUUGUUGAUGACCCUUUGAAAUACAGCUUCAUUUUAUGUCUGCACUAAACAUGCGUGUUUGCCAGGAUUAUAAAACUCACACAGUCAUACCAUUGUUAUCAGGCAAAAAUGACUGUUACAAGACCAAUAGUUGUGCCUUAAGUGUCUGCCCUGCUUAAUUGUCAGCUAGGUUCUUACUAACAACAGAAGGAUCAGAAUAGCAGUUGCUCAGACCUUUAGCCAGCAAUAGCUUUCAGCUCCACCUGUGUUAGGAAGAACUCUCCAUAGGGCCAUUUCUGUCACUCUUUGAUGAUGACUCUAAUGACCUAGGAAAACCACUUGUUCCAGCCCCAGUUCAUCACUGGCUUUCACUCACUCGGAUGUUGGUGACUUAGGGCCUUCUGACAUUACCGUAUUUAAUAUGAUACCCACAGGCUUCAGGUUUAAAAAAAACCCUAUCUCAGGAAUUCCAAUACUUUUAAAUGCUUUGGAUCACAGAUUCCUCCUUUCGUGUACAAAAUACUAGAUUGUUUCUUUGAACUCAUUUAAGAAUAUUAAAGGCAUUUCAUUUAGUUCUACUAAAGUUCUAGCCUAAUCAUGCCGAAGUUUGAAUUAAGGUAUCUACCCUUACCUUUCAUGGAAUAAUUACUCUAUACAUUACUGAAUACCCAUAAUGGUUUUAAUUGGUUAUAUGGUAAAGGAACUCAUUUAGCCCCUUGUAAUAAAUUUCUAAACGUGAAAUAUUCUGUUGGCAUCCAAGAUCUCAUGCUGUACGACGUGAACAGAGAUCCAUCCAUCAAGGGCUUUCCUUGACAACCUGUAAAUAUAUGUGCCAUGAAUGGAGAAAGCUGUUCCAUAGAUGCAAACAGCUUUACCACAAAGUUGCUUAUAUAGCUAGCAAAUAGGCUGCUCCACAGCCUGCUUUCCAUCCCCUGAAAUAGUACCUGGAAUCACAAAAGAGCCCUUGCCAGGUUUCACAACUGAAAGCUGUUCAAAUCAGCAGAAGAUCUUACAUUUCCACCUGUGCAUCUGUGCAUGCAGAUCGAGCUAAAAUAAUACGUCGGUCACCUAUUUUAAAUAUUAUGCAAAAUAUUAUACACACUUUUGUGAAUAGUGGACAGAGGGUCCUUUUAAAAUUAAAUUUACUGUCCCUUAGCCUUUCAAAACAGUAUUUCAAAGUGCUGCUUUCUGGUUUCUAAGAGUUGGGUUAUCAAAAGCUGUCACUACAGACUAACUCUGCUCCCAAAGAUGUCAGCAGUCGUUUUCCAAUUGACUGAAUGCACAGUCUGCACUGACUUUCCCUUUGAAAGUGUUAAUUUUCAUAGUGAGGAAAGAUAAAGGGUGUGUUCCACCAGGAGAUUUCCCUGCACAUGUCCCAUUAAAACGAAUUGGGUUUGGUGAAGCUUUCAUGGAAAAACCUACCGGUGGAUCAUGCCUAAAUUAUAUUAGAUAUACUGGAGCAAGAAGAACACUUGUUUGUGUGCACUUAGACUGAUUGCAUUCUUAAAAGUAGGCUUUUACAUAGCUUGUGCAGAGAAGGAAGAUUAGCUUAUUGGCAAAUGGAAGCCGUGUGGGGGAAAGGUGUGUUCAUUUGUGUAAUCAGCUAUUAAUACCACAAGAAUUAGAAAUAGCCUUGGACCAAGGGGCCUUUGUAAGAUUCUGCCAGGUGGGAAAAUGUUAUAGCAGAAUUGUUGGAAAGCACUUGGUACAAGUCUGAGUUUCUACCCUAUUGUCAACCAUCAAUAAAAUGGUAUGACUCUGAGAACAUUUGCUCUUCCCGUUUUGAUAAUAAAAUCAGUAUUAAUAUGGGUGGAUGGGCUGAGGCAGAGGGGCAAUUGUAACUUUCCAAGUUGAAAUGUCACCCCCCACACCUACCCCCUUCUGCAUCUCAGAUAAAAUAAUGAAGUUACUAGGAUACAAGAGCAAGUGCUGGAUUUCAACAAGAAACAUUAGAUUUUUUGUGCAAUAUAUGUUUAUAUAUAUUCUGCUCUCUCGCUCGUGUGUGUGUGCGUGCGCGCAUGUUUAAGUGUUUUUUAAUAUUUUGACGAUUAUAAACAUCUGCUUUUCCAGUAGGUCUGUGAGAAUCAUUUUCUGUGGUGCUUUUUGUUUUACUUUGUUUUCUUUUUCUUUUUCUCUCUUUCUUUUUUUCUUUUUCAGGGUUGUGUAGAGUUGCAUGUCACUUUUAAUUGCAGUUGUCUAGUGAAGAAAAGUACUGUGCAAUGUCUGUAGACAAAUGGUAUAUCUAUUGACUGAAAGGACUUGGGAUGCCACAUUAUUGUACUAUAUUGAAAGCUUUGCCUAUGACUUAAUAGACAACCAAGUAAUAAUAUCUGUAUUCCGCACAGGGUUUUAUAAGUUCCCAGCAGGAUGGAAUUUCUGUUUAAUUCAUCUGGAAUUUCUGAUGCUCAUUUUCUCUUUGUUCUUUGAGCAAACGAAUAUUCUGCUCUGUAUGGCUGAGGCUAGAUGGCAACGUACGUCCCAUAAUCCAACAUGUGGCAUCCCUAAUUGUUAUAAAUGAUCGCUCAGAUCAAUAGAUGUAGUCAGUAUCUUUUGAAUUCUUUGUAAAAUAUGUUAAUUUUAUAUUCAUGUAUUUGGUGUACAUUUUCUUCUCACAGCCAAGUAUCUGUCAAGAGCUAUUUUAAAUUAACAUACUUGAAUGAGUUAACUGAAGCACUGUGUAAUUAAUCUAGCUCUAGAUGCAACCUGCAAACAAGCAUUGUAGUGAAUUUGCUGUUCUGUACACAUGUGUUACUUGUGAAAUUGUUUCACUAAUGUGGUGGAAAUCUCAUCAUUUUGAACUUUGGCUUUGGAGAACAGAAACGUUUCUCCAGUGGAUGGAAUAAACCAAUAUCUGGCCUUAUCUCCAAACUUUUUGAUAGUUGCCUUUUCCUCAGUUUUGGAGAAAUUCUUUAUAAAAGUAUGAUAUAGACAUUGAAGGGUAGUUCAUGAAAUCCAGGGUAGCUUGUGUUGUAAUCUAUUUCUUCUAACAAAAGCAAAGCUAUUUAAAUGAAGCAAAACCGUGUUGUUAAGUUAAACUGCUAGGAAUUUCCCUCCCAGUCAAAACCACCACCAAAUCUAGGGCUUGGACAUGUCCUGCUGCAAUCUUAGCUUAAACAAUACUUGGUCAUCUCCUAGAACAACCUUGUUUGCGGAGGUCUAGGAGCUGCAGUAGAGCCAGACCCUGACCUAAAUUGAGUUGGAGUAGUCAGGCCAGCACUGUUAGAUAACAAAAAAGAGAUGAGGGUAGGAAGAGAAGGGUGCAAAAGAGAGCGGGGCUCCUUUUACUUUUAAAAGAGCUGUGAAGGCAGAGGGAAUGUAGCAGGUCCGACAUCUCCAUUUUCACCUCUGUCCUGGCAACCUGUACCUGCUAAAGUGCUUUCUCCUGUACUGCUACUGAGGAACUGGAACUUGCUCAUCCUGUUCUCAAAAGCAAGGAGAAAGCGAGGGAGAAAAGCAGAGGUCCUGGGCUGAAUCCUCAGCACCUCCUGACAGGGCCAUGAGGAAGCCCUGACUUUCCAAGCCGUAGUUGCCAUGCAGGAUUGACAGUGGUGGAAGGGGUGAAUCAAUGGCCAGAAGACUUGGCGUAAGGCACCUUCUCAUGUUCUUAAGGGACAACAGUAAAAACAAACAAACUACUUUGCAGGUUGGUCUUAAGGAUGUGCCCCGAGCAGAAGGAACUGAGGACUGCUACCCCAGGAUUUUAAGACCGGAACUUGAUCUCCUAUCCAUAGCUCCUCUGUAUGCACUUUAAAUCUAUUUUCAGUGCCCCACUGUGUAAUGUAAAAAUAAAAACUAGCCAAACUCAGAAA